This is a messenger RNA of Parnassius apollo (apollo), 648 nucleotides long. The record is from the annotation of a GenBank genome assembly. Lineage: Eukaryota; Metazoa; Arthropoda; Insecta; Lepidoptera; Papilionidae.
AUGCCACCAAAACGAACCCAGCCUCUCUCCCCCUCUACCUCCACUGCUACCCCCUCCUGCACCCAGUCUGUAACCGACCUUAGUGGUGUGCUUGAUGGUGUGACUAUCAGAUCAAAGCGUCUUCGAGAGGAGGAGUGCAUGACUGACUUCAUGGGUGGCAUGAUGAACCUCCUGAGGGAAUUCAAAAAUGAGCAAAAUCGAAAAUUUGAUGCCCUCCGGGAUUCUAUUUCCGGGAUACAGGUACAGCAGAAAGAGAAGCUUAACUACUUACAGCAAAUUACAGAUGAAAUAAGGAAGCAAAAUGAUGCUAUUGAUCUCGAGAAUAACGAAUUAAAAGAGAAAGUGCAAAAAAUAGAAAGCACUGCUUACAUACGUACCCUGGAGAACAAGAUUGAGGUCAUGGAGCGACAAGUUAGAUGCUCAAGUAUUGAGAUUCGCAAUGUGCCGGUGAUGAAAUCAGAAAGCAAAGAAGACCUUCUAAAUAUUGUACUGAGCAUAUCGACUGCCCUGAAUGUAAAAGCCUCUGCUUCGGAUAAUUCUGGCUUAGUAAAGUUGUUAAUGUCCCUGUACUACAAGGCUUUAAUUCUCACUGUUCCAAUUGGCACAAUCAGAACGAUGGUGUCAUUACGUUUAUUAAAGAAGAAAUGA